UCAUCAUCAAACCAAAACGACGUAUUAUCGUACCGUCGUCUUCCUCUACAACUGCUCAUUAUAAACAGAGCCUUACAACAAUCACUUAUCAUAAAACUUCUCUGUCUCCAACAAAACUAAAAAGGAUAGAAAGAGUGACACUUCGAUCAACCUCUUCUUGAAAAUGGCAAGUGAAACAGAUAACAUCAAGUACGAAGAGAGUUUCAUUAAGAACACUCGUGGAAUGAAACUAUUCACGUGUAAGUGGCUACCAGCAAAUCAAGAGCCAAAGGCUUUAAUCUUCAUCUGCCAUGGAUAUGCAAUGGAAUGCAGCAUCACCAUGAACAGUACUGCGAGAAGGCUUGUGAAUGAAGGAUAUGGGGUGUAUGGUAUGGACUACGAAGGACAUGGCAGGUCUGAUGGGCUAAGUGCUUAUGUCCCAAACUUUGACCAUCUCGUUGAUGAUGUCUCUGCCCACUACACAUCCAUUUGCGAGAGAGAAGAGAACAAAAGGAAGAUGAGGUUUUUGCUGGGAGAAUCAAUGGGUGGGGCUGUACUUUUGUUGUUACACAGAAAGAAGCCUGAGUUUUGGGAUGGGUCCGUCUUGGUUGCUCCAAUGUGUAAGAUAGCAGAAGAAAUGAAACCAAGCCCUUUGGUAAUUUCGGUUUUGUCGAAACUUAGUGGAGUUAUUCCCACGUGGAAAAUUAUCCCUGGCCAAGAUAUCAUUGAGACUGCUUUUAAGCAGCCAGAAGUUAGGAAACAGGUGAGAGAAAAUUCUUACUGCUACAAAGGUCGUCCACGUUUGAAGACUGCUAAUGAGCUAUUGAGGAUUAGCAACGAUCUCGAGAAGAGGCUGGAUGAGGUUUCAUUACCGUUCACGGUGUUGCACGGAGAAGACGAUAAAGUCACAGACAAAGCGGUUAGCGGACAACUCUAUGAAGUUGCGUCGAGUUCGGACAAGACUUUCAAACUGUAUCCUGGGAUGUGGCAUGGGUUGCUCUAUGGCGAGACACCAGAGAACAUUGAGAUCGUUUUUGCCGACAUCAUUGGUUGGUUGGACAAGAGAGCGUCUGGUGGACAUGGAGGGUUUGAGUCUGAACUUAAACGUAAAGAAGAUGGUUUCCCUUUGAAAGAGUAGUUCUUUUAUUGAAACUAUUGUAAUGAUAUUUGUGACGCUGCAACAUUUCUUUGUAAGUGCAGUGACAUUUAUGAACCACAUUAUUUUCCUGUAGUCUCCAAUUCUUUAUAAACUUAAUUAGUAGUAUGUAUCAAUGUAUC
Raphanus sativus (radish) is the source of this 1257-nucleotide messenger RNA. Its product is annotated as caffeoylshikimate esterase-like. The record is from RefSeq and is a predicted model, not a curated record. Gene Ontology annotation, molecular function: lipase activity. The transcript is spliced from 8 exons. Gene Ontology annotation, cellular component: membrane. Lineage: Eukaryota; Viridiplantae; Streptophyta; Magnoliopsida; Brassicales; Brassicaceae. The coding region runs from base 164 to 1117 and encodes 317 amino acids.